Messenger RNA from Ruditapes philippinarum (Manila clam), 545 nucleotides. RefSeq lists its product as uncharacterized. The record is from RefSeq and is a predicted model, not a curated record. The transcript is spliced from 2 exons. The coding region runs from base 165 to 545 and encodes 126 amino acids. Lineage: Eukaryota; Metazoa; Mollusca; Bivalvia; Venerida; Veneridae.
UUUAAAAUGAUUCGCGCAGUAAUUUUCACAAAAAUUCCUACUUUCGGUUUAGGCUUCUGGGAAAUGAUCUAUUUUAAGCUGUUAUAAAUUGCACAUGGUAUACAUGUAGCGUUUAAUGGACUUAAGAGGGUUUAGCAGACGAGUUUGAGCUAUAAUAUUUAAGAAUGAGUCGGGCAGCUCUUCCGGGCAGUCGGGGGAAGGAAAAGGACAGGUCUAAUACGCGUGACCGAAGUUCUAAAGGGGAACCGAAAGUUGAUCCGGUAUUUGAAAGCACAGACGGACCGACAAUUCAAGUUGGAGAGUUUAGCGCUGAUGAAGAAAAUCCAGAAGAGGAGCUAUACCAGAGGAUUGUGAGAGAGCGAAAUAAAGCCAGAUCAUCAAAGAAUAAUGAUUCUCAAGUAAAAGGUAAACCGGGUGAACGUGUACGUGAACGUGUACGACGUCCAACUGAAGAAAGAGAUGAGAAUGAAGACAGAAACAAAUCGGUAAAAAAGACAGUUUCUCAACAAUCACAGCAAAUGAAUUUUUACCACCAAUUUUUGUAA